Penicillium antarcticum is the source of this 1482-nucleotide messenger RNA. RefSeq names its product aminopeptidase P family protein. The record is from RefSeq and is a predicted model, not a curated record. The transcript is spliced from 2 exons. Gene Ontology annotation, molecular function: metalloaminopeptidase activity; manganese ion binding. Bases 1 to 1482 code for a protein of 493 amino acids. NCBI's taxonomy places the organism in Eukaryota, Fungi, Ascomycota, Eurotiomycetes, Eurotiales, Aspergillaceae.
AUGCGAGCGACUAGUUCAGCCCAGGGCUCUCGGGGCUCCUCCUUGGCUGAGAUCAUGAUCAAUUCAGUUGACUCCUACGACAUUCGUCUGGCAACUCCUACUUCCUGCGAUAAGUACCCAGCUAAGCAUCACGCGCGCAAUGUUGCCCGAAAGCUUAAGGCUUCGAGUGGCUUGAUCUUCCUUUCUGGGCAGCCAACUAUCAACCUUCGUGACUCGGACCAGUCGCGCCCCUUCCGGCAACGACGAUACUUUUAUUAUUUGAGCGGAGUUGACGAACCCGAUUGUUCGCUAACGUACGAUAUUGAACAAGACCUGUUGACCCUUUAUGUCCCCGACUUUGAUCUUCACCGGGCUAUCUGGAUGGGACCGACCCUCUCAAGAGAGGAUGCAUUGGAUCAAUAUGAUGUGGAUCGAGUACUCUAUCAAUCGGCCGUGAAGGAAGGAAUUCAGACAUGGCUUGAUGAGCGCAAGCAGGGCAGUGAAUUGUAUCUUGUUCAUCAAUCGGAGAAGCCCGAUCACCUUCCUGCUGAUGCGCCUCUCGAAUUGGUGAAGCUCAUGCCUGCGAUGGAUGCAGCCAGAGGUAUUAAGGAUGAAUAUGAAAUCCGAAUGAUUCGCCAGGCGAACAAGGUCUCGGAUCUUGCACACCGCGAGAUUCUUGAACGCAUCCAGAGCUUUACAAACGAGUCAGAGAUUGAAGGGUCAUUCCUAGACACCUGCGUUUCUAAUGGCGCUCGCAAUCAGGCAUACCAGAUCAUCGCCGCAUCAGGGCCUAACGCAGCAGUCCUCCACUAUGACCGGAAUAAUGAAUCUCUCCAUAAGAAGCCUCUUGUCUGUCUUGAUGCUGGUGCGGAGUGGAAUUGCUAUGCAAGUGAUGUGACACGGACUUUCCCCCUGUCUGGGGAAUGGCCGAGCCACUAUGCUCGUGAUAUUUAUGAACUCGUAGAGCGUAUGCAGGAGGAGUGUAUCCAGGGGAUGCGCAAGGGAGUCCGCUAUCUGUCUCUACACACUCUAGCCCAUGACAUUGCUAUUGAGGGACUCCAAGCGCUUGGUGUGCUCAAGAACGGCGCAGUUUCUGAGAUCCGCCAGUCUGGGGCUUCCAAGGUCUUCCUACCCCAUGGACUCGGACAUCAUGUUGGCUUGGAAGUGCAUGAUGUCUCCGAGAAAUCAAUCAUGGCCUUUGGUCAGAGCCGACCACACUGGGCCACUACCUGCCUUUCGCCUUGCACUGCGUCUGCGCCGGUUCUAGAAGAAGGCAUGGUUGUCACCGUUGAACCAGGAUUGUACUUUUCGCCUUUGGCUCUUGCCGAUGCGCGCAAACAGCCCUUUGCCCGGUUUAUUGAUUUCGAUGUUGCAGACAAAUAUGUACACAUUGGUGGAGUGCGUAUUGAGGAUGAUAUCCUGGUGACGGCCACUGGCUAUGAGAACCUGACUACAGCACCCAAGGGGGACGAAAUGCUUGCCAUUAUUCGAGGAUCUGCAUAA